ACCACCAUCUUCCAGUAGUUGGCUGGUAAUACUAGCUUGUGAAUAGCUUCAAUUUUGAGCCGUUUUGGGAGGUCUUUGUACAGGACGUGAUAUUGGUUUUGGUGUUGUGGCUUGCCCCUGAAAUUUGUGUGGAAAUUGGCUUACUGGAUUAGGGACAUUUUUUGACCGGGAACCAGGUGUAAACGUCCGAGCAUGGUGGCUCUGGUUGUAUGUAGUAGCUGACCGGCCGUUGCCACAGUAACCCUUACAGGGUUAGGGUUCAGCACCGCUGUUCAUGUGCUCCACGCCGCUAACUGCUGUUCCCGCGUCGCCCAAUCAAGCAAUCAGCCCCACGCCAUUCUCACCAGCCGAGACACGGCUCAUCAUGGCAUCGCAGCAACGGUCGGCCUCGGUGGCCGGGACACGGGCAAAGACAUAUUUCGAGCAGCAGAGGGAAGAACUAAUAGGGGAGAUUGCCAUGAGCUUCGAGCACGUGCUGGCCAACAUCAACAAGCUGAACCGCUCGCUCGAGGCGGUCAUUGCGGUUGGCAACGAGUUCUCCUCGGUUGAGGCCCUGUGGUCGCAGUUUGAGAACGUCAUGGCGAAGGACCCCGAGGAAGGGAACGCCGGGAAGGCGGAGGGCCACGCCGAGGGUCAAGAGGCUGAUGACCGGACCAAGAAUGAGGACGCCUAGGUGUGAACUAAGGGGAUUUCCGUGUUAUCGGGGCUAGACGGGGGUUUCGCAACGGAGGCCUGAUUACAGAGACGAGAAAGGGCGAGUGAGGAGAAUGAUACCCAAUAAUACACGGCACAUUCGGGCAUUUGAAGGAAGCAUGUCACAGGCGCCGCGUGAGAAAUUUUCAAUGUGGAAGUUUGGUCUGUGUAUUCCCUAAUCCGUACUCCUAAACCAUCAAAUAACAAAAACGACAGGCCGCAGCCGCAUAACCGCAACAGGCCAGAUGAGCAAAGCCCUCAUUAACGGCUUAUACGCCGGCCGGGCUUCUGACUGACCCUGUCCACACAUCCCAACACCUCACUCCGACUCAUUUCCCGAGAGAACCUGCGCUGGCAGGCCAGCGAAGUUCUUUGUCACAGAUCCCGGGA
Molecule: messenger RNA, 1083 nt
Organism: Thermothielavioides terrestris NRRL 8126
Lineage: Eukaryota; Fungi; Ascomycota; Sordariomycetes; Sordariales; Chaetomiaceae
Exons: 3
Coding region: 365-673 (102 amino acids)
Cellular component (GO): spindle microtubule; mitotic spindle; DASH complex
Source: RefSeq, a predicted model, not a curated record